ACCAGGGGGCGCUCUGGAUCCUCCCGGAAGCUGCAGGACGAAGAAGACACCGCAGAAGAAGAAGAGUCAGUAUUGUAAACACAAGGAUAUGGCUGACGAGAGGGGAGGAGGUGAAGACAACAUCAACGACAACAUGGGCAACCAGUUACAUCUUCUACCAGACAAUGAGGAAGAGGAGGAGGAAGAUGACAUGGAGACUGAGGACCGAGACAGUGAGGAUGCAGAGAAGCCCACCCUCAUCACCUUUGACCCCAGUCUCCCUACAUCACAUGCUUACCUGGGUUCCGACAUGGAGGAAUUUCACGGCCGUACAGUCCACGAUGAAGACAGCUGUCAGACCAUCCCUGUGCUGCCACACACAGCUGUGAUGCUGGUGCCAGGUCAGACGCUGCCUCUGCAGCUGUUCAGGCCGCAGGAGGUCAGCAUGAUGCGAAGCGUCAUCCAGAAAGACCGCACCUUUGCUGUGCUCGCACACAGUGAUGCAGCCGAGCCGGAGGCAGAGUUUGGGACAACAGCUGAAAUUUAUGCCUACCGAGAAGAGCAGGAAUAUGGGAUUGAAACUGUCAAAGUGAAAGCUGUGGGGAGGCAGAGGUUCAAGGUCCAUGAGAUAAGAACUCAAGCAGACGGGAUCAGACAAGCCAAAGUACAGAUCCUUCCAGAACGAAUCCUUCCAGAUCCCCUCUCUGCCGUGCAGCUAGCGCCCCUCUCCAGGCUCCACAUGCACCCCUCCUCCAAACCCCCGACUCAGAGCUGCAAACAGGCCCAGCGCUGGUGGCAUAACUACCAACAGAGGAAGUUUCACUGUGCCAAUCUGACGCCAUGGCCGCCCUGGGUCUACGCACUCUACGACUCUGAGUCGCUCAUGAACAGAGUGAAGAAACAGCUCCAUGAAUGGGACGAGAAUCUGAAGGACGACUCUCUCCCUACGAACGCCGUAGACUUUUCCUACAGAGUGGCGGCCUGUCUGCCCAUAGAUGACGUUCUGCGGCUCCAGCUGCUGAAGAUUGGCAGUGCCAUACAGAGACUUCGCUGUGAGCUGGACAUCAUGGACCGGUGCACGUCCCUGUGCUGUAAGCAGUGCACGGACACAGAAAUCACCACAAAAAAUGAGAUCUUCAGCUUGUCCCUGUACGGCCCCAUGGCUGCAUACGUAAACCCUCACGGUUACGUCCAUGAAACCCUGACUGUCUACAAAGCUAACAACCUCAACCUGGUCGGCAGGCCAUCCACACUGCACAGCUGGUUUCCAGGGUACGCCUGGACGAUUGCUCAGUGCCGAACCUGCGGGUCUCACAUGGGUUGGAAGUUCACAGCCGUCAAGAAGGACUUGUCUCCACCUCGUUUCUGGGGUCUGACCCGUUCAGCUAUGCUCCCCCGUAUCCCCCAGGGCGAGGUGGAGGAGGGGAGAGAGGGCUCUCGCCUCUUCUGCCUGUGACGUCGGACCAUCAGUUACCGUUAAAAAAAACCCCCAACAACCUGCAAACCCCCCCCAAGCCUGGAUCUUCAUGCAUUCUCUGGCUGCAAUUACUUUUAGUAAUCAAUGCAUCACACACCGCCUGUCACCCUUGGCAGUAAUUCCAUCAUAUUAGUGGAAAGGUCAGUAAGCCUUUAAAUGGCACUCUGAGGGCAAACUAGAGCAGGAUGGAGGUAGUGAUUGUUCUUAAAGGUCCUCGAGAGGUGGAGGCAGCAGCAGCUAGACGACUAAGUGCGUUGUGAUAAAGUGAGAAAGAAAUAGAGAAGAACAGAUUGACACGUAGCAUCUUAGCAUGCAGCUGAUCUGCACACCUGUCCAGCUGAUUCCUUGGUAGCUGAAGACGCACAAACACUAAAGUGUGUUGCAUAAUUUCCCUCCUUUCCUCUGUAUGAUGGAGAGUUUGACUGAAUGCAGUCGAGAUGGAGAUAUCGUUGGCAGAGUCAGCCACUUUAAUCUGUUGUAAAAACCAACCAGAUACUAUAAGUUCACUUUCAGCAUUCAGAUCCUUUCUCAGAUGUGUUUUCUGAUGUUAUUUCAAGCUGCCGUAGGUCAGUAGAGGGAAAUGAAAGUGCACUCCUGUAUGUGUAGAUUUGUCAGUAAAGGGGAUAUUUUGAAUCAUGGAAGUAAAUGGGUUGUAUUUUUGUAUGCAAGAAGAUUGGAAAAAGUAAUUUAACAUACUCAUCAUGUGUGUUUUUUAUUAUCACACCAGUUUUUUAUGCAAUAAACAAAAAAAACUGAGGUGACAAUAACAACAAUGAGUGAUAUACUGGAUAUAAUCAGUGUCUGUUUUCUAUUCAAAGAGGGCUCAUUGUCCUGUCAGAUGAUGUGCUUCAGGAAACAAGUGAGUGAAAAUCAAAGAUGUCUUGGUGCCUAAUGGAGGACUGUUUUUUUUAAAAAGGUUAAAGCUAAUUAACACAGAGAGUGAGAGGAUCAUUUACCCGUCUUCAUUUAGUUUGUUCAUGUUGUGUGGCACGUUAAAAAAAUGGUGUGCCUACGCCCCAGCUCAGUGUCUUUUGAUAAGUUUGAUGAAACCACAGAUGUGAAUGAAAGAUUGUAAAUGAUGAAAGUGAUUUAGAGAUUUAAUUAAAUGGGUUUUUUUUUUUGGUUUGUAGUGUCACAGUUUUCAGGAUUUUACUUCUUGCGAUUUUGUUGCAAGGUGCUGGCUCACGUUUGUAUAAAUGUAGCUGUACAUAAGAGGUAGUUGAAGCAUUUGUUGUGUAAUACACCUAGUGUUCUACUCGCAGAAUCUGACUCUUAUUUCACAUCAACAUAUCAGAGAAUUGUUUGGAAAUACAGUAAUCUUUUCAUCAGUAAGCAAAGUCAUUGAUCGCAAUAAGGAAUCAUUUCGAUUGUGAAGAUGUUGGUCUACCUAAUUUAAUGUUUUGGGAUAUUUUCAUAAAGGAGUAGUUUGAAAUUUUGGGAAAUAUGCCUAUUUGCUUUUUGCAAGAGUUAUAGGAGAAGAUAUAUACCGGUAUAAUGCUCUCAUGUCUUUCAGAUAUAUAUCAAGCUAACACCAGCAGCUGGUUAGCUUAGCUUAGCUUUUUACCUUUGGACAUUGUCAGCCUCGCUGUUUCCCUCCGUUUCCAGUCUUUAUGCUAAAUGAGGGAUAAUGUACAGCGAGCGGGUCAUUAUUGCCAAAUGAACCCUGACAUGGUGAGCAGUCUAGAAUCACCCUAAAGAGAUUCAUUCUGCAAUAAUGACACGCUUGCUGUACAUUAUCUUGCUUAUUACACAGCUACUUACUAAAGAAAUCAAUCAUUUGACACAAACUAUUGAUUCAAGAAUUAUUUUGUUUUAAAAAUGAUUUUAUUGCUUCCGCUGCUCGCUGUGUACGGAGAUCAGAACUGUGUCCAUAGCAACGGUCUGCUAUAUAGAAAUAACAGACCAUAGAUUGCCGUAAUUGACCAAUCAGAAUCGAGUAUUCAACAAAGCCGUGUAAUGAGCUAAGCUGACCAGCUGCUGGCUGUAGCUUCAUAUUUAGAUAUACAGAUAUGAGAGUGGUAUCUCGAUCUUGUCACAUAAUCUUCGGCAUUAAAGCAAAUUAGCGUAAUUCUAAAAAUCCUAACUUCUCGUUAAAGGGUGAUGGCUUUCAAUUUACAAAUGAUUAUUUGUUAUUUUCACGGCCUAAGUAUGAUGUCAAAUGGGUUUACAGUUCUGAGUUGCGUCGACAGUCUGUGAGGAAAUAACUUGACUUUGUGGUUUCAUGCAGAGCUUGUUUUUAAAUUACUCUUUUAUUUUUGUAGUCUUCCCUUAAAAGAGUACUCCACCGAUUUAACAUUGCACCCCUAAAACACUGUAGAACUCAAGAUGCACAUUUAAUUUUUUUAUUUUUUUUAUAAAAAUCGAUGCAGAAGAAGCAGAGAUGUCAUCUCUUUUAUUCCUUAUCAAAAUUUGCCGCCUACAUUAUCCACAAUGCAGCACGACCGCUGACAGUAGAGUGCUACAGGAAUAUUGUUGCCUUCAAAUGAAACUUGUGAGCUCGUUUUUACAACAUGGUCAGUCGCGUAGACAAUAUGUUUGGCGUUCAAGUGGUUAAAUCUGCUGCUAAGCAACGGCAAUAUUAAUGUUACUGUCAACAUCUAGAAGCCACAGAGGCAAACAGUUUAGCAAGCUAGCAAGUGGGUACAUAAUGCCGUAAAUACAAAGGCAUAAUGACAGAGGAAAAAGAUGAGGUCGUUGGGAAUAUCAACAUUUUCCUCGGAUAUAUUAUACAAUUCCGAAGAAUUACAAUAUACGACUAAAAUUACAAUAUAUUCACUUAUUAUGUACCAAAAAUGUUACUUCCAUGGCCUCCGCCAUUUCUGACAAGUCAACAAAAACGUCACAAGUUGUGAACUCGAAGCUUUCAGAAAAUUUCCACUUUCCUAAAACCAAGAAAUGAGAUAACAUUUUAGUACUUUUGGUUCCUUCGUCUGGAAGUCAAUGGGUUUUUAGUCAGAUGUCUGACAUAAGCUUAAGAGAUUCGUCAGUAAAUACCCCACUCAUGAAUUUUGAAGCUUUUACGUGUCUUUAAACAGUUGAUUGCUAACAGGUGGCCAAAUUAGGAGUACUAAAUGUCAUCACGCCGACUCGUCUGCCUUUACAGCCCCAUUGUUUAUACCCACGUUCAUGCGACCGUGGUGUAGUUUGUUUAUAGCCUUAUGUUAGCAUUUUGAUAGCACUCUGACGAUUGCAUUCACGCUUCAAAAUUCAUAGAAGUGGUGUUCAUUUGUAUAGAUUAUCUUGCUGAACAAAACGUGUACGUAUCAUAAACGUGUGUUUGCCACAGAGCUUAUUUUUUUGCAAAAAUCCAAUGGAAAAAUUGUCUUUCUGUCGAGGGAACCAGGGCCGUGCUAAACUUGUAGUCUUCAAUCGACACUGACUCAAGUGACAUCACCUUAUCAAUUUAUGAGACUUGACGCAGCUCCGUCUGGAGCCACACGAGGCAACUUGUUUCACAGUCGUACUCCCCAAGUCCUUGAGUUGAAUGUGUUAAAUCGGUGGAGUUCCCCUGAAUCAGAAAAUGUGAACUUCCUCAGAAAUGUGCCCGAAUUUCUCAAAUUGCAUUCACAUUUUAAAUCUUAUUUAUAAUUCUCUGCUGGACCCUUCAACAGUAUCAUAUCAUUUUGUGUCAUAGAGGAAAGGUUUUCACCCUGAGAAUAACAGGUAACAGGUAAAAAAAAAUGUAUUAUAUUCUCUGCAAAAUUGCUGAUUGAGUGUUCGCCAGGCUGUCAGCCUUUCAUUCACCUCCAACAAUAAUAUGGAUGCUUCACUGAAGAAGAAAUCAAUGGCCUGGUUCCAAAAAGGUCUCUGCUUGUUUUUCCCAUGACGUUCAGUGUACCACAGAGUUAAAUAAACAUGCAGUAAUCCUGUGACUGUUGACUGAUUUACAUGUUUCAGCAGAGAGUGCAUCAAGAGGCGUCAAUUUGAAUGAGUAUGUGUGUGUGUGUGUGUUCAUGUGUGUAAAAAGGUUGUAUGAUGUCAUCCUUGACUUUGUAAAUCUUCACAUCUUUAGGCAAAUGGACACGUGCCUUCAUUGUGUUUGUGUGCUUUAAUGUGUCUGACUCUGCAUAUAAUGAGUUUGAAUAGUAUUAAUCUUUCGUGCAGAUACAUGUGGGCAGAGGAUCAUUUAUAUGUUCGCACAGUGGGAGUCUAAUGAGAGGCGACCACGAGAGGAACCCUCCGAGAACAACAUUUAUAGUGUUGACGAGGGUUGGGACAUGAUGCAACAUAUGAAUUCUCAUUAUCUGAUAUCUAAAAUACUCCUGACAUGUUUUGUGGCAGUUGUUGUGUCUUUCUGCUUCUCUCCAGUAAAGUUGCUUUCUUGUG
Messenger RNA from Sebastes umbrosus (honeycomb rockfish), 5782 nucleotides. It is a transcript of the gene crbn, whose product is annotated as cereblon. The coding region runs from base 89 to 1435 and encodes 448 amino acids. The record is from RefSeq and is a predicted model, not a curated record. The transcript has 11 exons. Gene Ontology annotation, cellular component: Cul4A-RING E3 ubiquitin ligase complex. Lineage: Eukaryota; Metazoa; Chordata; Actinopteri; Perciformes; Sebastidae. Gene Ontology annotation, biological process: protein ubiquitination.